This is a messenger RNA of Aphanomyces astaci, 974 nucleotides long. RefSeq lists its product as hypothetical. The coding region runs from base 227 to 922 and encodes 231 amino acids. The transcript has a single exon. Gene Ontology annotation, molecular function: acyltransferase activity, transferring groups other than amino-acyl groups. Lineage: Eukaryota; Oomycota; Saprolegniomycetes; Saprolegniales; Verrucalvaceae. The record is from RefSeq and is a predicted model, not a curated record.
GGGCUCCACAAGACCAUCCAUUCAAGCGAUUUCAAACGCGAAGUCGUUCCUUGACCUCACUGUGCCCUUACGACAACUGGAUCCAAUUGGGACUAACCAAAUUGCUAGCAUUGCUAUCGCUAUUGCUACUGGCGACCGGUCCCCUGAAGGCAUCAGUUUUUUUGUUGCCGUUGCCACCGACGACGACGGUGAUAUACCCCCCGAGGUAAUUGUGACGGCGUUCGCAAUGCACAGCUCGUCUCGUGGUGUUUUUCUGAGCCCCUCAAUGUCGUCUGACGAAGCCACUACCUUGGGUGAAAUCGUCGCCCACACGGUUGAGCCGUUGCUCGUUGAACUCACGGGCAUGGUCGCCGCCGCAGUAGCUUUCAACGACAGCUACUGCCGCCAUCGACCACAGCCAACAGCUGCAGUGUGGAAAGAAGUCUUGCUCUUGUAUGUGCUGGGGAAACUGCAACCCCCCUCGCCCUCCACAGUGGCCGGAGCCAUGCGUGUCGCGACUGUCGAAACGGACACUGGGCUACUCACAGCUUGGACGAUUGAAUUCUUCGAGUACAUCGGCAUCCCCGCCCAAGACGCCCCCCACUUUACAGCCAGUGGACUCAAACGACAAGCGUUGUUCGUGUGGGAAGUUGAGGGGACGCCAGUGGGGUUUGCAGGCUAUGCACCCCGCGUCGAUGUCGAAGGCGAAACAGUAUACCGAAUUGGACCAGUGUUUAUAGCGUCGAUGGAACGACGUAAGGGGUAUGCGUCGGGUCUCACGGCAGCCCUGAGCCAGCACUUGCAGGCGACAAACCAGUCGCGAUCGUCUCGCGUGUGCCUUUUUGCCGACGCAGCCAACCCGGCAUCCAACAAAGCCUACCGAAAUGUAGGCUUUGCGUUGCACAGUCAAAGUGUGGCGUAUUCGUUUGACACCAGCAAUUAAUUGCGAUUUUGUUUUGCAAGUUUUAAAUGUGGUUUAAAACGUACGGAGGCCA